This is a messenger RNA of Folsomia candida, 2569 nucleotides long. Its product is annotated as proteoglycan 4. The transcript is spliced from 9 exons. NCBI's taxonomy places the organism in Eukaryota, Metazoa, Arthropoda, Collembola, Entomobryomorpha, Isotomidae. The record is from RefSeq and is a predicted model, not a curated record. Bases 440 to 2383 code for a protein of 647 amino acids.
GCCAGAUAUUGUCAUCUGUUUAGACAUGAUUUUUUCCCUUAAACUUGUAAACAUUUGGAAACAUUCGACGCCACAAUUUGGAAAAUCUCAUCUCUGAACAAGAAUUCAUAAUGGAAGGAAUUUGAGACUGCUUGGGAUUUUGAGUUGAUCGAAGUGACGCCAUCUGGGCGAGUGUUGCUCCACUACAAUUUCAUGAACAAAGACAUUGUGAUCACAAAACUGGACAAGUUGAGCCGUGUUUUGAGCAGUGACAGCUAAAAUUGAGCAGUCAAGAAGGCAGUCAAAAACCACGACGUCCCCCAUUCAUCACGAAAUCGUCAGCCGUGUCGGAGCACUUUUCACUUUUCUCGACUUCUAGUCCUGUUUACUUGUUAAAAAUAAGUUUCCGACUUGUUUUUCUUACCUAAAUCUUGGAAAUUUUGAACUCAGGUUUGUAAAAAUGGAACGAUCUCGCUCUCGUGGUUCGAGACGCGAGGGUUCGAAACGGCCCUUUACCCUUGGGCCUGGUGGGGGCGGAGCGGCUCAAAGAUUCCUCGAGACUUUGCACUCCCAAACCGGGAUGGACAUGUUUUCUCUAGCAUUGGAGAAUUUGGAGUAUGACAAGGAGGCCGAAGAGGUCAAGUCCCUCGUGAAGGUUAUCACGGACCAGGUUGGAAAGAUUCCGUGUGUGGAAAACGAGCCAGCUGCUGAUGGGGAUCCUCUGCCGUCAACAUCAAGAAACGAGCUCGCUGCUGCUGCACUUGCGCCGGCGAAAACUCUUCCUCCAGCAGACCCACCUACAACGCCAGCAUCUUUCGCAGCCGCGCCCACAGCGCAAUCUUCUGCAGCCGCUCGCACAAAAAUGCUACCUUCGGCUGUGACUGCUGUUGCUGCUCAACGUCUCCCACCGAAAUUAACAAACGAGCUUGCUGCUGCUGCUGCACUUGAACGGCGCAAGUUGUCACAGGCACAAGUUGCACCGGUGACAAAUCCCCCAGCAGACCCGUCCGCAGCGCAAAAAUCUUCUGCAGCCGCGCCCACAAAAAUGCUACCUUCUGCCGUGCCUGCUCCUGCUGCUGCUGAACCUCUGCCAUCAACGUCAAGAAACGAGCCCGCUCCUGCUAAACCUGUACCGUCGACAUCAAGGGACGUCUCUCUGAUGGAUAAAGCGGUCACUCCAGCCGUGUUAAAGAAGGACGACGAGGAGCCUCCAAAAGCGGUGACUUCAGAGGUCCCUCCAAAACCAGAGCCCAAAAAAGUGGACCCCUCAAAAGCGAUGCCUCCAAAAACAGUUCCGCCAGCCGUGCUAAAGAAGGACAACGAGGAACCCCCAAAACCGGGGUCUUCGAAAGCAGUGCCUCCAGCCGUGUUAAAGAACGACGAGGAACCUCCAAAAGUGGAACCUCCAAAGCCCCUGCCUCCAGUCGUGUUAAAGAGCGACAAGGAGCCUUCAAAAGCGAUGCCUCCAAAAACAGUUCCGCCAGCCGUGCUAAAGAAGGACAACGAGGAACCCCCAAAACCGGGGCCUUCAAAAGCGAUGCCUCCAAAACCGCUGCCUCCCACCGUGUUAAAGAAGGACGACAAGAAUCGGAAAGUGAGAGUGGACUACAUCCAGUUCACCAGGACGGAGCCGUCUCCUGUCGCUGUUGUGGCUCCUCUGGCCUUUGGGCGAGAAAUGCAAUACUUCCACUACAUCCAAUUGAAGAAAAUGUACACAUUUCGUGUCUCCCGUGUCGUCAGUCCGGCCGACUUCUGCCUCAUGUACGUUUCUGAACGACCCCCGCAACGGGAGUUUGAAGUGUCCGGUGCCCCGGACGAGCUUGGAAACAUUUCCCCCACCAUGUGGACCGACAUGCAGUUCUUCUACAAGUUGGAUGGGAUACGGACUGAGUACAAACUUGGUACUGAUCCCCACAAACAACAAAUGUACGCUUGCCGAGAGGGCGAAGGCAGCAAGGAGCAGUACCAUCGAAUCACCAUUCUUACCAAGGACACGUACAACGAUCGAGCCAAUGUUCUCUUUGUCGACUCAGGAUUAAGGAAGUUGGUCAACUUUGACCAACUCUACGAGCUCCCCGUCUGCUUUACUGAUCCACCAGCUCUCGCAUUUAAGUGCUCUCUGGCCGACAUUCUUCCAAAAGACUCGAACAACCCCUUCGUCUGGAGUGAAGACAUUUGUACCGCCUUCCGAAACAUGACCAUUGGCCAACGCGUGACCGCUGUGGUUCACUCAAAAAACGUCCAUCAUUUUGAAGACACCACCGUUGCCCAAUGCCACUUGAGUGCCACGCUGUAUUUGCUGGAUGACCCGGUCACCCUGCAGGAAAAGUUGAUCACAAGUGGAUGGGCACGCGCUGCGCCAAAAACCGCUGCCGCCGCCGCCACUGCCACACCUCCAAAUUAAAUUAUUUUGGAUACUCUUCCAAUUUUUGGAAUGAUGAGUCCCCUCUUUUUUACACCAUACAUUUUUCUUGAUAAAAACAAUUCCUUUAUUUAUUAUUUAUGCCAGAAUUGGUUGAUCAUUUGAUCCCAUAUUUACCUAUUAACUGAAUAAAUGUUUCUCUUAUAAAUAAAAUAAUAAUACACUUAA